Molecule: messenger RNA, 7042 nt
Organism: Puntigrus tetrazona (Sumatra barb)
Lineage: Eukaryota; Metazoa; Chordata; Actinopteri; Cypriniformes; Cyprinidae
Exons: 5
Coding region: 5438-6112 (224 amino acids)
Source: RefSeq, a predicted model, not a curated record
AUUUAGUCAUACCACAGGCCUCACUAAUGCGGUCCCUUUAAUUUUAACAGACAGCCACGAUUUGUUUAUGAAAAAAAAAUGCACACACCCAGUGUUUUAUCCCACACUUUUUUCUUUUUCUGUUACAAGAAUAGGGCAUUAUGCAUGUGCUCAGACUAACCGUGGACAGCAGUUUUAGGCGAACAGAAGACUUGAUGGCUGAAUUGGAACAGAUGACUCCAGCCUGUCAGACUUUAGGCUUGUAGGCCUCACAGACAGAGUAUUCAUAUAUCCCCUUAGCUGCUCUGAAUUAUUGCCAAGAUCCAGCUCUUUGAAAUUCUAGGAGACUAAUGCCAAAGACACAUCCCCCUCUUCUUUUUUUACACAAAAGCUUAGUGGAAAAAAAGGUUUACUUAACGGCUAAACUUUCUCUUCAUCACUCAACGCUCUCUGCCAUGCUCGGGAUAAAUAAGUAAAGUAAAUAAACGUGGGCCAAAGAGGAACAACAGUCUAGAAGUCUAGAAGAACAGUCAAUGAAUGUUAUCAUGAAAUCCUUUAAAAUAAGCUAGAUUAGCAUUUCCUGAAGGACAUAAAAAUACCAAUCAAAAUAGUAUGCAAUUUAAUGAAAAUAUAACCAGAUUUGGGAGGAUUCAUGCAUUUUUUUCAUUGUGUGUCUAGAGACUCCCCACUUUAUAUUAGGUGGUCUUAACUACUGUGUAUUUACAUUUAAACGAAUCAUUGGUUUCUGUAAUUCCAUUUAUAUUUGCACAGUUGACCCACCCCUUACUCCUUAACCCACCCUAAAACCUACCCAUACCAGAAGUGUUUUUUUAAUGCGGUACAUGGCGGUUAAGGCCACCUAAUAUAAAGUUGAACCGGUUGAAUGUUUAACAUGUGCAACAGUCAGACAUCCAUCACCCGUGUUUACAUAGGCCUGGAAAAAAAAAAUACUAUUUGCCGCUAUGCUACAUUGUACCUUUUAAACACGAAAUGCUGCCAAUUGUGAAAGACUCUUUUUUUGAUAGAUGAUCAAUGUUUAUUCUUACAGUCUUUGAAAAAUUUGUUGGCAUUAGUAAGUCGACUGUACUGUAGUGACCUACUUAACAAAUCGAAACGAACCAGCAUUAACUUUUACUGUUCUGUUAACGUUGUACAUGGUCACAAUGAAUUGCUAUAUUUGAUUUAGAACAGACGCUGCUAUAUUUUUUUUUUUUAUGAGCCUCAACUUGCCUCACCGUGUUAGAGGUUGCACUAGACACGAUGAUGUAAGCAUUUCUGUGAUACAGUUCAUUGGGUUAUGAACUACUGUGAAUACUCCUACUAUACUGCGUCAUAAAUCUAUUAGCGUUUCAUAUCACUUGCUCUCACUUUAGAUAAGGGUAGAAAUGAAACGGGCCUUAGGUGAACCAUCUGAUAUAGCAUAAUCAAUCCAAGCCACAGGUCAUUAGAGAAAGAGCCAAUGUUGACAAAAAAACUCAGCCUCUACUUGUACACCGUUUUAAAUCUUUACCAGAUUCUCAGUGUCCAGCUUAUUCAAGGCUUAAAGUUGAUUAUUUAUUGCUAGAGUAAAAACAGUGGCCCAAUGCCAAACACCUGACACAAACUAAAAGCACAAGAGAAUCGAUACAGAACGGGCAAUCACAUUUUGAGUCUGAUUAAAAGAGUUCAAUGUCUGGAACCAGAUCGCAAACAACGGAAUGAAGCCAGAAUAAAAAUGAAGCGUGGUUAUAUUUCACCUAUGAAUUUUUCAUUAGAAUAUUCUUACAGUGUAGUGCAGUGUGCCUGCUAACGAUUUCCAAUUCAGAUUCGGGAAAAAAAGUUUGAGAGAAAAAAAACAUUCUAUUUUACGGUCGCAGGUUUAAAAUGAUAUGGUCUUGCACAUGUAACAAGCCACGUGAUCUGCUCCAACUUCUUAUGUUUUCAUAUGAUGCGUGCGACUCCCAUCAUAUGAAUUCAUAAAAAAUCCCCACCUCGUAAGAUCGUUUCAUUUCUCCGAUCAGGUUGUGUGCACAGCACAAACAAAUUAAAGUUAUCAUGUGCUUCUUCGAAUAAACAAAGGUGGGCCUGUAAUUAUUCUUGGCUGAUAUCUAGUCGACCGUGCCUUUUAAAAAAAGACUCAGCGUAAAUAGCAACAUCCUUCUUUGGAUUUUACGUGCUUUUUUCUUCCUUUCUAAAGCAUGGAAGCCUAUUUCUGCCACACAAACAACAAAAAAGCAAUUGCAACAUUUGAAUUCAAACAUCUUUUUUCUCACAAUUCUGACAAAGAUUCUUUGUUUACAUAUUAGAUGCUUUUUGUUUCCAACCUAACAAAUGAGAAAAAAUAAAAAAUAUGAUAUAGGCUAAAUUUGUGCUAAGCAAUAUAAUAUAAAUUGAUAUAAACUCAGAACUGUGAGAUAUAAACUUUCAAUUCUAGAAAAAUACAAAUAAAUAACCUAAUAAAUAAGUUUUGAGGGUUUUCUUCUCUCAAUUAUGAGAGUUUAUAUCUCAAAAUUCACAUUUUUAUAAAACAGUCUGAAUUGUGAAAUAAAUACUUAAAUAAAUGGAAUUAAACGGAUAUGGGCUUCCAUACUUGGCAGUGCACAGGAGGUUAAUUCUCAAGUUGCUGCUGGAGUCACGCACGGUACGGUCAUCUUCAUUCCCUUUUGUUAAAGACCCAGCGCAAAUCUCACAGUAUCAGAAAACCAGUACAAUAGAGGCUUUCUCACUGCAACACUGCGUGCAAGAGAAAAGCUUUAUUGUGCAAUAGACACACCAGGCUCUGUGUUCACACGUCACACUCAACCCGGCUAGCGUUUUGUGUCAGAACAGAACAUUUGAUGUAGAUGAACUCCUUUGAGAGGUGCUGAGGUUUACAUUCCAUGCGAUGCAUUGGCACAAUACCAUCGCGCACUCGUAAUUGUUUGCAUACCUUUGCCGCGUGGAUUCGUUAAACCCCGGCGGACCUUUCUCAUCACUAAAGAAAAAGAAGGCUGAGGACGUGCCUACGGAGUAAUCUGAUCACAGAACGAUCUGUACUGCCAAGAAACCAUUUUAACUCGGGACUGAACUGUUCAGAGGACACUAAUCUGGCUUUUCAAUUGUGAACAAAAAUGAUUUGUACGGUACAUGGCUUUGAGCUUAGCUAAUUCAUUUGUCCUGCAUGACACCGCGCAUCAAAAACAUGGACAAAAUCGCCAUUUUAGUCGAUUAUACUCCAUUGUUUGCUCCUGAGCACAGACCUGUGUGUGUUUGCUUUUACUUAUCAGCUUUAAGCCAUGUGGGUUGACCAGCACGCACUCAUUCCUGCCCAGUCAAUGUCCAUUUUCCUGUUUUGAACUGAUAACAAUAAAGACUGGAUAGCACAUUCACUUUCAGACCCGUAAAAUGGACGUUUACAAAAGCUCUCCUGCACGUACAAGUUCAUAUUAAUAUGACUCAACUAAAUAGUGAUAUGUUAGCACUUGCGCAACUUGGGGUUGGUGUUGUACCAUGGGCUUUCCAAGAAAAACAGACAUAUCCUGAGAUUGUAAGCCCACACUGACGUCCUACAUCUGGUUACCAUUAAGGUCCGAUGACUCAAGUUACUCGCUGCAGGAAACAAUCGCACAGCUCAAAGAAACCUUCUGAGGGGAGCCUCCCUUUGCCAAAACGCCCGAGUUUCAUUCGUUGCUUCGAGUGAUAGUUCACCCAAAAUUAAAAAUGCUAAGCCCGUAUGACUUCGAAGAACCUUACAGUUAAUGUGCACAUUUUUCACAUGAAUAACAGAUUACAGGUUUGGGAUGACACGAAGGUGAGUAAGUAAUGAUAUAAGGCAAAGGAUCUCAGUCUGAAACCUUUAUCUCUAUAAACUUAACAUUCAAAACCCCUUUCUAGGUCAUUUGACUUGUUUUAACGGCCUCAAGUAAAUGUAUCAAGAGCAAGGUGUUGAAUAUCAAGGCAAUGGAAAGGUAAUUUAUCUUAAAGCAACAGAGCAGCAGCAGCAGGUUCUGUUUAAGCUGAGCUUUUAUCUGCAGCGGCUGUGUAAUUGCCUGCACAUGUCUCUUUUUAUCUCAAUCACAGCACAGAUUAGCUGACUGCUGAGAAACCGGUUUACUUCGAGCACCACCUUGUGGCUUUUUUACAGACUAUGGUUUAAAUUAACCCACUUCUUAAAAUUUCACCAACAGAAUGUGAUUUUUUCUGGCACCAUGCAAUAACUCUUCCCAAUAAAUAAAUUCUGUGGUACUGUAUAAAAGACUCAACUGAAAAAUUAAAUGUACAAUAUAUUAUGUAUUACAAAUUAAAUGUACAAACAGCAAAUCAUUGUUUUUGGUAUUUUUGGUAUAUUUAAUUUCCCUUUUUUUUUUAAUCAUUUCCUUAAACUAUUUCUUAAUCAUUUCCUUAACUAUUUUUUCUAUUUUUACAAUAAUAACCACAAAAACUAUCUUGUUUGUGGGAUGGUAUAAUUGCCAAUAGAGUAAGAAAAAUAGAUAUAUUUGAUAAUGUCUUUAUGUAUAAUGUUAUAAUAUUUUUUUCUCAUAUAAAUGUUUUAUUUUAAGGAUGUUUACAUUUUUAGACAAAAUAUGGGAGACGGGGGACAGCUGCAACACUUUUUGUAUUUCCUUCAGUUUCUCAGAGACUGAGAAACUAUUAAAUUUUAAUACAUUAAACCCACAUCUGUCAGAUACUCACCCACAUUUCUCUAACAUGCCUACAUAUGAUAAUAUAUGUAUAAUUUAAGCUUGAGCAGACAAACUUCAAAUGUUGCAUCUGACCCUGAACAGGGAAUGGUUGCAACGUUCAUUAAAAUGUAAUUUUAUAUUGUGUAUUACAUAACAUCAUAUUUACAUUUUUUUGUUUUAUUUCUGAACAGACUAAAUGUAAAUCGGUUAAAUUAGUUCAACUGGCCGUAUAAAGAUAAAGACUGGUACAACAACCACAUUUAGUUAAUUAUUUGAUCAAAAAAAAAAAUGAACAAAUUGAAACUUGCUAUGCUAGCUAGACACAAUAGCUUUAAUACUUCAUAGCUAUGCCUAUCAGAAGCUAAAACGAACAUAAAACACUUAUUUGAAUUAAAUGAAUGAAUGGUGCUUCACAAAAACUGUUUAGACGGUAUGUAAAAUUACUGAUUGGAGAAAUAAUUCAUGUCGCAACUGUCCCCGGUCUCCAGUAGUAGCGGUUUUGUUAUAAACUCAAAAGAGUAUAUUAUUAACAGUGAUUAAUUUCUUCACUCCAGCAGGAAGGAUAGGUUUCCCUUUAGCAUGCGGUAAGCUUGCAUUUCCUUCCUCAAACACGGCUGGAGCUGCCAGAUGUACAGUAAUUAAACUGAAAGAGGAGUCCAUUUCCCUGAAACCGAGUAAAGCGUUUACGGAGUUUAGAAAAACCUUGUUUGUUAUCCUGUCGGAGAUUUUACAGAAAAGUCGGCCGAUACCAGUAAACCCCUCCCGAAUCCGUCCCGAGGCUGAGAGGACCUUCAACUGGUAUGGAAAUAUUAUAAAGCAUGAAAAGAGCUUACAUGCGUUCCUUGACCUUUCUGGUAUUUUCGGGUAUCUUAAAAGUGUGUGAGCUAUGCCCAUCUGUCCGAGCAAGCCGGGCCACAAAGUUCGUGGCGGAGGGCGGCAGCCUCCAGUUGAGCUGUGAAGUGCAACACUGCGGCCUUUCGGGCUGGACCGGAGGAUGGGUUUUCCAGGAAUCGGACUCACUCAAAUUUACUUCCCUCAUUCCCUCUGAGCGGAUCGGGACGUCCAACUCCAGCUCAACAGCCAACAGCACACAUCUGUCACUCCACAUUCACAACAUCAACCAGUCGGAUGCUGGAGCAUACAAGUGCUCGAUAAACUGGCCUCAGAAAAUAACUAGCAGUGGACAUGUGACAUAUGUUAACGUGACUGCAGCAGCUGCAGACUCCUCAGGCAGAAGCCUCUCUCAUAGGGUCCUGCUUUGUUUUGGUGCCUUGAUGUGUUUUUCUGUGGUUUUGGGGUUUGUUUGGUGUCUCACCCGGGACCGUCAUCCACCACCACCCCCUGUCCCGCCUCGCACAUCCUUUGCUGCUGGAGCAAAACCAAAAAAGGAAUUGGUGUAUGCAGAAGUUGCAAUGAACAAAUCGAGGCGACAAAAUGAUCCUCCGAAGCAAGCGUCUGAGCCAACCGUCUAUUCCUCUGUGCGUUUCUCUUGAGACGUCAAGGACAUCAAAGCAUUUUUAUCUUUCACGUAGCUGUGGGUCAUUUUCAAUACCAGAGCAAAUACGACUGUAAACAUGCUGGCAGUACAGUUAAGACAAAGAUAUCAACUUGACUUGGGAUCCUUUGAAAUGUGAAUUCUAGCAAUGUUACUUUUUGAUUUAAUACACAGUAGACGUAAAGCCCUAUCAAAUGCUGUUGUUCUUGCAGAAUGUGUGCAUUUUGGAUAUAAAUUGUGUGGUUGUACCCGAAAUAAAAGAAGACUAAUUUGUUUUCACAACAGACAGGUAUUUGACACAAAAUACAUUUUAUUUUUUUUUAUAAUAAAUUCUUAAUGGCACAUGCCAUAACCAAAUAUACAUAUACAUAAUCUUUUAAAUUAUUUUUAUUUGACUCUGUAUACAUUUUUUUUUUUAUACGUAACAUCAACAAUUUUUAAAAGCAAUAAAUUAUGGCAGUACAAACAUAUAUGCCAACACAUUUUAUGUCAAAGUUUGUCACUAUUGUACAAGAAUAUUUCGCUCGCUCUCUGCAGUCUAAUGCCCUCUCUAAUGAGUACCGCUGAAAACUUAAAUCAUGAGGAGAGACACAUAUAUGUAAAUAAAUAACAAAAGAAAAUCCUUCAAAAAAUGUUAAAAAAUGAUUCUUUCAGCCACAGUUGAAUAACAAAGCGUUUACAAAAAAAAGGACCUUUUGUACAUCCACGAGUCUUAAAGAAAAACAUGUCUGUGCUUUCUCAAAAUGAAAUUAAAUCGAGUAUAUCAUUUUUUUUUAAGUUCAAUUGUGCAAAUAUAUCUGUUCAAUAAAAUUAGUGUCGAACAAAUAUACUGAAGUCUUUAUUUAGAGAGCUAAAUGUACCCUGAAAUGAACAGAAAGAUUUUCCUCAAAAAAUAUAAUGAAAUGUAUCUUCGCCAUUCGUGAAAUAU